AUAUUUUUGCAGCACAUUUGUUUGAUUACACGUGCGGCGCGUGUGAGAGAAGGUUUUGAAGUGCGCGUAGUAAUGUUGAGAGGGGGAGAAAGUGAUGAACUUUAUUGUACUUGCACUCAAUUCAAGGUUCCACUUUACCUGCUGCUGCUGAUGCCACACUCCUCCUCCUCCGUUACCGGAAAGACAAAGAGAGAGAAUCAGACGACGGUGGUUGGUCACUUUCUCUCUCUAAAACCCUCAACAUUCUCUUUCUAUAUCUACACCUGCAAUGCGUACAACUCUCCUCUCGCUCCUCCUCCUCCUCCUCUGCUUUCUCUAUCUACCUUCUUGUCACACACUCUCUCUCCUAGCCACCACCGACUCCAACAACCACCCCUUGGUGGUGGAGGACGCCAAUGCCACCGCCGCCGAAUCCAACUCUUCUCGCUCGAGAUCUGAGGACGAUAGCUUCGCCGACAUCAUCGAUCGGGCACUCCAAAAGGAGUUCACUGAGAAUGACGACGAUCACUCCCAAGAGGAGAAAAAAGUUUCCAUAACUCUUUCUCUUGCAGCUACUGAUCCUGGGAGCUUUAACAACAGCGUGUCCGAACAACAGGCAGUUAUGGAAACUGUUGCUAGAGUGAGGUCCAAGAAAAAUGACACCAAGGAGGAGAAGUCCUUUCAGCUUCAUGAUGUUUUCAAUUUGGAUAACGAGAAUCGAGGAGAUGAUAUGCCAACGUUGAUAGAUCGAAAGGAUAAUGUGUUUAUUAUAUCAAAUCCCAAGUCAAAGUUUCCUGUGCUACAGUUAGACUUAAGGUUGAUAUCAGAUCUUGUGGUUCUCAUUGUCUCUGCAACAUGCGGUGGCAUUGCGUUUGCUUGUGCCGGACAACCGGUUAUUACUGGGUAUUUGCUAGCAGGCUCUGUUAUUGGACCUGGGGGCUUUAGUUUUGUUAGUGAAUUGGUGCAAGUUGAAACAGUAGCUCAGUUUGGUGUUGUUUUUCUUCUGUUUGCAUUGGGUCUGGAGUUCUCUGCAACAAAGCUUCGUGUUGUUCGAGCAGUUGCAGUGUUAGGAGGCUUGCUCCAGAUAUUUCUUUUUAUGUGCUUGUGUGGAGUAACUGCCUCAGUAUGUCUAAUUUCACCAAAAUUUUCAUGUUUAUGUGGUGGUGAAGUCUCUGAGGGGGUAUUCAUCGGUGCAUUCUUGUCUAUGUCAUCAACAGCUGUUGUUUUGAAAUUUUUGAUGGAAAAAAGUAGUAUGAAUGCACUCCAUGGACAGAUAACAAUUGGUACCCUUAUCUCACAGGACUGUGCUGUUGGUUUGCUGUUUGCGUUGCUUCCAGUUCUUGGUGGUACUGCUGGUGCUCUUCAAGGAGUUGUAUCCAUGACAAAAUCGCUGGUGGUUUUGAUUACUUUUUUGGCCAUUUUGUCAAUACUAUCUCGGACUUGUGUACCUUGGUUUCUAAAGCUGAUGAUUAGCCUAUCAUCACAGACCAAUGAACUUUAUCAAUUGGCAGCAGUGGCUUUCUGCUUGCUGGUUGCCUGGUGUAGUGAUAAGUUGGGUCUAAGCCUUGAACUGGGUUCCUUUGCUGCUGGAGUAAUGAUAUCGACAACCGAACUUGCUCAACAUACACUUGAACAGGAUCGGAUAUCUAAGCAACAGAGUGGGACUGGCCGUAGAGUUGGAGACCUCUAUGUGGCAAAGAGCUUGCAUCUACCUAUGGCCACCUCACUGACUGCCUUUUCUUCUUUUCAGUUAAAUUUUCUGUCUAGUCCUUUUUGCUUGAGGCAUUCUAGAUUAGGGCAUUUGUCUGUUGAUCGCUUACGGUCUUUAGCUCAGUCUGGUAUAUUGGGUAAAGUUUCUUCUAGUGAACUUACUGAAUGUCGGGGGUGUAAAUUUGCUAAAAUGACAGCAUUACCUUUUCAUAAAAGUGCUUCUAUAUCUGAUACAUCAUUUUCUUUAGUUUUUACUGAUGUUUGGGGCCCUUCUCUUGUUUUCACCAAAGAGGGUUCUGCAUACUAUGUGUCAUUUGUUAAUAACUGCACCCGUUAUACUUGGGUUUAUCUCAUGACUCAUAAGUCUGAUAUCUACUAGAUAUAUCGUACUUUCCAGUCUAUGGUCACUACACAGUUUGGGUCUACUAUUCAAUUGUUGCGGUCUGACUUGGGCGGGGAAUACUUUAAAACUGAAUUUUGUGAAUAUUUGGUCAAAUUGGGUACCAUUUACCAAACUUCUUGUACUGAUACACUUGCCCAAAAUGGCGAAUUGAGUGUAAACACCGUCAUUUCCUUGAGACAGCUAGGUCUCUCAUUCUCUCUGCCUCCGUUCUGGCUCCAUUUUGGGAUGAGGCAGUUCUUACUGUUGUUUUUCUUCUCAAUCAUAUGUCUACCCCCCUUCUUUCUGGUCGGUCUCCUUAUGAGGCUCUGUUUUCUCAACUUCCUAAUUACUCCCUCAUUCGUGUGUUUGGGUUUGCUUGUUUUGUUUUUUUAUCCCGCAAACAUAGGACCAAACUUAGUGCCCGGUCUGUCCUAUGUGUUUUUUUGGGUUAUAGUCUCACUCAGAAAGGUUAUCGCUGUUAUGAUCCUGUUUCCCGUUGCCUUUAUGUCUCUCGCCAUGUUGCAUUUCUCGAACGUCUCCCUUACUUUCAGUUUCCUCCUCUCACUGCCCCAGUUUCCAAAGAGGAUUUGGUUCAUAUUGAUUCAUUUCCUUGUAAGGUCCCGUCUGAUGAGUACAUCUCCACAGUUCCUCCUAAGCUUGUUCCAUCUUCUCCUCUUACUUUACCUCUGGCUGCUUUUCCUUCUUCAGCUUUUUCUCCUCCUUCGUUGUUAGUUUAUUCUCGUCGCAAGGCUCCUCCUUCUCCACUGGUUCUCUUUGCCCCUGCUGCUAAUCCUCCUGCUUCUGACGACUCUGAUCUUACUGCAUACCGAUAUCCUACUCGAGCGCGUCAUCCUCCAAACAGGUUGUGUUUUUCUAAUACAUGUUUUUCUGCUUCCUAUCGUACUUUUUUGUCUGCUAUUCACUCUUUUUUAGAACCUCAGUCUUACAAGGAGACCUGUUAGGAUCCUUAUUGGGUUCAAGCUAUAGAGGAUGAGUUGUCUAUUCUACAGAAAACUAGUACUUAGGAGUUGGUUCAUUUGCUUGCUGGUAAGAAUCUGAUUGGUUGUAAAUGGGUCUACAAAGUUAAGACUCAUUCUGAUGGUUCUCUUGAGCGCUACAAAGCUCUUCUAGUUGCCAAAGAUUUCUCACAGGAGUAUGAUAUUGAUUAUGAGGAGACUUUUGCUCUUGUUGCUAAGAUGAUUAUUGUCUAUACUUUGAUCUCUAUUGUUGCUGUUUGUUUUUGGCCUCUUUAUCAGAUGGAUGUUAAGAAUGCUUUUUUUAAUGGUCAUUUCAUCGAGGAGGUUUACAUGCGUCCUUCCCCUGGCCUUCACCAUUCCUCUGGAUAGGUUUAUCGCCUUCGGUGUGCUUUGUAUGGUCUAAAACAGUCUCCUUGUGCUUCGUAUGAUCGCUUUCAGACUGCUAUUAUUGAGCUUGGAUUUCAUCCUUGUGCCCAGGAUUCUACUUUAUUUCUUUUUCACACCUUUGCUAGAUUUGUUGCGUUAUUACUGUAUGUGGAUGAUAUGAUCAUCACUGGUUCUGACUCUUCUGCUAUAUCUGAGGUCAAGCAGCAUCUUUUUCGCACCUUUGAAAUGAAGGAUCCGGGCCAUUGCGGUAUUUUCUUGGUAUUGAAGUCGUUUCUUCUCCCAAGGGCUACUUUCUCUCUUAGGCUAAGUAUGCUAAUGAGGUUAUUCAUCAUGCCGAUCUUAUUGACACUAAGAUUUUUGAUACCCCCAUUGAGCUUAAUGUCAAGCUCAAAACUACUGAGGGUGUUCUUCUGGAUGAUCCUACUUUAUAUAGAGAGCUCAUGGGUUGCUUAGUCUAUCUGACGGUUACUUGUCCUGAUCUUGUCUAUGCUAUUCAUGUGGUUAGCCAGUUUGUCUCUGCUCUUCGCUCCUUACUCCUCACAUUAGGCUGCAUUGGUUCGGAUUCUUCAUUAUCUCCGGGGUACUAUCUUUUAGGGUUUACUGCUGCCUUCUACUUCCUCUUUGGACUUGGUAGCUUAUGCUGAUUCUGAUUGGGCUGAUGAUGUCACUGAUCGCAAGUCCACUUCUGGCUUUUGCAUGUUGCUUGGUGAUUCCUUGAUUUCUUGGAAGAGCAAGAAACAGACUGUUGUUGCGCAUUCCACUGCUGAGGCUGAGUACCGUGCUAUGGUUCAUGCCAGUGCUGAGAUUGUUUGGCUUCGCUAUCUCUUGACCGAUUUAGGUGUCCCUCAGUCUUCUCCAACCUCCCUUUACUGUGACAACCGCAAUGCUAUUCAGAUUGCACAUAACACUGUCUUUCAUGAGCGGAUGAAGCACAUUGAGAUUGAUUGUCAUUUUGUCCGUCAGCAUUUGCAGUUUGGUUCCCUCUCGCUUCCUUUCGUCUCUUUGGCAUUGCAACUUGCUGAUUUCUUUACGAAGACUCACACCACUGUUCGAUUUCUGUUUCUUCUUGGCAAACUCUCAGUAUUUUCUGCUAAAACACCUUGAGUUUGAGCGGGGGUGUGAGAAUAUUAUAUAAUUAUGGAAAUAUGUUAAUUAGGUUGAUUGUGAAUAUUCGAUUGAUAGUAUACAAUCAAUCUAUAGAUUAGGUUUAGGAUUGCUAUAAAUAUUGGUUGUAAUUUUUAUAUUAUGUACAAUUGAAUAUACAGAAAAGCUUUCAAGAAUCUUACAAGAACAACUGGUUGUACCAUAGGAGCAACAGGGACAACGGGAAUCUCUUCACACCAAGGCUUUCCUUGAAGGGAUGAUUGUGACACUGGAGAAGACAAGAAGUAGGACUGAGACUCAAAUAAAGUGACAUCCAUGGAUACAAACCACUUACGAGAAGGAGGGUGAUAACACUUAUAUCCCUUUUGAGUAGGCGAGUAUCCGAGGAAAACACACUUGAGAGAGUGAGGGUCCAACUUACCAUGAGUAGGAGAAUAAUUAUGGACAAAACAGACACAACCAAAUAUUUUAGGAGGAAUG
Camellia sinensis is the source of this 5019-nucleotide messenger RNA. NCBI's taxonomy places the organism in Eukaryota, Viridiplantae, Streptophyta, Magnoliopsida, Ericales, Theaceae. The record is from RefSeq and is a predicted model, not a curated record.